CAUCGAAUAGUGCAAACUCUCUGUCUGGAAUGGAAUCAGAUGGUUGUGCUGCUCAUCGUGUCGUAAAGAUCAAACCUCUCCCGCUUGGAGAGGCAGCAAAUCGUGAAGACGUCUUCUUCGAGAAUGAGCAAGUGCUGCUGCACGAUCCCGACGCCAAGCUCAAUGCAGUGCCGCUCAGAUAUGACGUGGACUUCGUCUAUGGGCCGCUCGCCACGGCCGAGGACAUUUUCGCCAGGGAGCUGCCGCCCCUUGUCGGUACGCAGCCGUCUCCCAUCUUGGAUAUUCUCUGUGGCGAUGCAUGCACUUCUGUGUGUGCAGAUGCGUUUCUUGCGGGGACUGACAGCCUACUGCUCACGAUGGGAAGUGCCGACAGCGGCAAGUCGUUUCUACUCGAUGGCCCUCGCGGCCUGAUAACACUUUCGCUCAAGAUGGUCAUGCAGCGGCUGAACGACAGAAGGGGAGGCGGUGGAGGGGCGGUGGGGAACUACUCGUACUCCCUCAAGAUGAGAUAUUACGAGGCAUACAACGGUACGUCGACGUGCAAGAGUAUGGUCUGAUGUGCGAUGGAUCGAUGUGUCUUCCGUGUGCUGCGGGCAGAGCACAUCCAUGACUUGUUAUCUGGAGACCGCUCCGCGACUCUUCAUCCGUCGGACAGUGUCGAUGGCGUGCUCGUGGAUGGCCUGAGUGGAAUGGUGGUCAAAAACCUGUCGGACGCCAUCGACCUCAUCAAUGUCUGCCAGGUCAUAUGGCUUGACAUGCAGCGUUGAUCAGGUAUUCAUACACUCUCCAUCCAUGCGCGUGUGUUUCCAGAAGAAGAGGAGCGAGUCUCAGAAGAACCAGACGCUGACGUUUCUGCAGCUGGAGCUGCUCCAGAUGCAGGACAGCAAGCAACGGGAUGAGUGCGUAGGAAAGAAGGCCAAAACUGCGCACCACUCCCUCCCAUUGAAUGCUGUGUCAUCCUGCUGCAGUGAGGGCUCCAGCAUGGGUCACUGGUGCGCGUACAGCCGCUUUCUGAUAGUGGAAACUUCAGCAAGCAACUGCUGGGCCGAGGACAGGGAUGUGGUGCAGCUGAGGGAGGGCUUCCACACCCACAGGUCCAUGUACGCACUGCGGGAGAUGGUAUCUGCAUGGCAUGAAAGCAAGAUCGGCCAGCAGCACCCCAGUGACACGCGCAUAGGGUCGCCCUCCUCGUCCACCCUGACGUGGAUAUUGCGAGAUCUGCUCAUGGGAGGCAGUCUGCAAGCAACUGCACUGAUGUGUCUGCAGCACACUCAGGUGAGAUACAGAGACGCAGACUCACGAAACUGGGCCACAUGGGCCGGUGUGUGCGUGUCUGUCAGUAUGAGGUGAGCAAGGGCGGGAUGGACGUGCUGCAAGACAUGAAGCGGCUCCGCACCCACCCCAACUCGUACGACAACCGCCUCGCCGGAUGGAUCAGAAACCUCAGAAGGGAAAACAUUCACAUCAGACAAGUAAGCCGUGACAAAGGGACCACUCUCGACUCGCAAACAACGGCAUGUAUGUCCCCCCACCGCCAUGUGGAUACAUAGUAGGCUCUAUCGGCGGCCCUGACGCUGCAGCGUGGUGCCGAAGAGGAGCAGAAGGCCCGUCAGCAGCUGCACCAGCUGGAGGGCAAGGUCGUCGCGGAGGAACUGCUCAAGGUCAAGGCCAUCGAAGACAAGAAAACGCUUCAGGUGGGAGCGAGUGACAAGCAAGGCGUCCAGCCCAGUGCAGACGGACUUGUGCACGGCUAUAUGCGUAUCUCUGUGUAUGUGUGGGUGCAGACGCGCUUGGAGGAGACCAAGGACAAGUACAAGGUGAGCAAGUGCAAGUGGUCAGUCUGCCCUCUCAUUGCCGUGAAUAUGCUUUUCACCAGGGCGCUGUCGAGUCGAUCGCGAUGACACAGAGGGAUCUGAUCAAAUGUGAAGAGGAGAAACUCAAAGUCUGCCAGGUAUGCAUGGACGUCCAUUGAUGCACCUACCUCUCCUGUGUCACGUGCAGGCACUCGUCUCCCUGCAGAUGGAAUACACGAAAGUGCAGGAGGAAAUGUCAAAGCAGAAAUACCAGGUAGGGGUCCCUGACAUGGUGUCAUGCCAUCCUUUCCCAUGCUGCCUCCCUUCUUGUCUGUCUGCAGGAUGCGUCCAAGUUGGUGACAUAUGAGCAAGACGUCGUGGAUCUCACCCUCCAGAACAAAGCCCAGCAGGAGAACAUAGUGAGUCUGCAGAAGGAGAAGGAAGCCAUCGAGGCGGAGCGCAAGAACCUCGCCAUGGAGCUGGGCGCGGCACGGCGAUCUCUCGUCGACCUGAGAGAAGACUUCCUCAAAGAACAGAAAAGGGUGGGUGCAUCCGUGGGGUGCCGCUGAUGUGCGUUGGAAUGUGCGUGUGUCCCAUCCAGACUGAGGAGCUGAGCGUGGAGGUGGUCAAUCUGAUGAACAGCAAGGAAGAGACGGAGAGAGAAAAUACCUCUCUGCAAAACAAGCUGACGGACGCCCUCAAGUAAAGAGCACUCAGAGGAGGGCAGGGGAUGCUCGACCAUUCCUGCAGUGGCCGCCAUUAUGUCCACGUAUUUCAGCUCUCGUGAGACGAGCGAUGCUGCCUUGGCGAGGAAGGAGGCAGAGCUUGAUGAGGCUGGGCUGAAAAUAGCUCAGCUACAGAAAGACCUCGACAUACAGACAUCGGAACGGAUCAAAAAAGAGGUCAGAGGCGCGGACAAUGACAAGGCCAUCUGCACCGGCCACCGCACGAUCCUCCCUGUCCGUGUGGCUGCAGGUUGAGCUGGAGAGGCUGAGCGUCGAAUUCGAGGAGAAGCGGCUUGACAUGGAGAGAGGGGUGCUUGAGGAGCACAGGAGUCGAGAUGCAGAGGCGUUCAAAAUGCAGCAGGACAGACAAGCCAGAGAGGUACACCGGACAGCGCACGACACCUUCACAGGUCCUGAUCGCACUGUUGCGUGUUUUUCCUUUCCAGGAGAUGCUGUCCAACCAGAUGCGCGACCUGCUGGCCGAGAAGGAGGCCCUCCUCAAGAACCUCAGCACAGCCCAACGCAAGACGCGUGAAGCUGAGAAACUCACGAGGGCAGCGCAGGACAGCGAGGCGCAGGCUAUCCGCGAGCGGAAAAGGCUGGAAGAAGAGGUGCAGCAUGCGCGCGAAGAGGGCCACCGAAGGCUGACGGAGGUGGCGGCCAGCCAGCUGCCAAAGGACGACGCUGCACGCGACGGUGGCGAGGAGGUAAGGAGCCUCGUGAGGAGGCUGGAGGGGAGUGUGGAUGAUGCGUCGAGGAGGGAGAGGGACGCCUCUGAGAAGCUCCACCUGCUUCGCACGCAGGUGUGCCUACACAGCAAAGGUUGAUUGAUUGGAGGCAAAGCCUUUCCUUGCUACCGGUUGUGUCUUUCAGCUUCGAGUGCUGCAAGACAAGCUGAUCAAGAUGCAUUGCGCCCUCCUCGACUUCGCUCCGCAAGGUGAGCCUACACGCGAGAUGACAUAUCUCAGUGGGACACUGCUGUCAUUGGUUCGCUCCUUUGUUCCUGCUUUCAUGUGCAGGGGAUGCCGAGGUGGUGGAGGAGUUUCGUGUGGACAUGGAUGAGGUGCAAAGGGAGUCGCAGCGCAUCAUCCAGGAGGCCAAGGUCAGCAAACACAUGAAUGGCGUUCGUCACGUGGUGUCAUGAUGGGAUCGAUGUUCUUUCAUGUUGCAUUACCAGGACAGGGAGGCUAAGCUGAUGCGGGAGAAUGACAAGCUCAAGGAGGACACAAAGUCACUGUACAAGGUGAGCCUCACUCACUCACCCGUCAAACGCACCCGACUCAGAGAGGAUACGUGCUCCUUGUCAACAUAGGAGCUUGGUGACGCCCGCGUCUCUCUGCACGAAGCCCUGCAGAAGGCGCAGAAGGACGCUGCUGUACUUCAGGUCACCACCACCUCGAGAGACCAUUUAGAGCCCCGGAUGUCGCUCACUUUGAUGGUCAAUGGCUGCAUGUACGUGUGUCACUAGGUGGAGCUGAUGACGCUGCGCCGCUUCAAAGAGGAGAUUGAGGGCUCUGACGGCCUCGCAUCGCUCCCACACCUGCAGAAGAUGCAGCAACAGAUCAUGGAAGACGUGCAGUCCAUCAAGAAAGGUACAAACCAUACCAUGCACUAACGCGAACAAACUGCUUGAUGCCUGUCCGUGGUCGUGUGGCUUGUGCAGGUGGUGUGCCUUCCAGAAGCGACGGAGAGACUGCGAAUGGCCAGGGCGACUCGUUUGAGCUCCUCUCUCGCCCUGAGCUUCUGCAGAAGUGCCGCGAGCUGGCCGACCAGAUCAAGCGCCUCAAGGCCCUCCCUCGCGACACGCGGCUUCUCCAGCAAAGGUACAGACAUGCCGGCGGAUAUAUGGCGGAGGGCCCGUCCAUAGCUGUGAAUGUCCGUCGCUGACAGGGUCGAUUUCCUGGAGAAGACGGUGCGGCGUUUGGAGGCGGAACGAUCGGACUUGCUCGCCAAGUCAAGCUCGGCAGAGGAACAGGUGAGCAACGGCAUGGCAUUAUUGCAACGAUGGCCAUAGCCACCGUAUUCUGCGGUGUGAUGUCAUGUGUCAUUCAGUUGGACGCACUGCAACGCCAUUUCAAGGACCUCACGGCUGGGUAUCAGAAGCAGAUCGUGUCCCUUCAAAAGGGAAGAAGCGCACGGCCGCAGUGAGUCCGGGCAAUCGUGACCUGGCCGUUUCAUUCGUUGUAAUCGUGAUUGGUUGCAAUUGUGAUUGCGCGGAUUUGUUUACUGUCGCAUUGAUUCAUUUCCGUCAGUUCCUUUGAUUUGUCGGUGAUAUGUACUGCUGUCUGUCUGUCUGUCUGUCUGUCUGUCCUCCAAACGAACGUAUGUGUUGGGCUCCCCCGGCUCACUGAUCUGUCCUAGUACCUCACUAUGUCUGUCUCAUUGUCUUGUGUGUACGAGUACGAUUACGGUACGUACAUAAAUCCAUGAACGGAGGCGGUGUGAAUAUGCAGAGCA
This is a messenger RNA of Vitrella brassicaformis, 4975 nucleotides long. The record is from the annotation of a GenBank genome assembly. Lineage: Eukaryota; Vitrellaceae.